AAUUUUGACAUGAUUGUGUAGUUUCUGUUUUGAUUUUUAAUGUGGUGGAUUACAUUAAUAGUUAUUCUACUAUUGAACUAUUCUUAUGUUCCUAUGACAACUAAACUGGCCAUUAUAUACUCUUAAAAUAUGUACCUUUGAAUUUGAUUUACUCUAAUAUUUUAUUUAAGAUUUGUGUUCAUAAUUGAGAUGUGUAUACCUUUUCCUAGUUUUAACGUUGAGAUUAUACUAGCAUCGUAAAAUGAGUUGGGGAGAUUUUCUUGUGUUUUUAGUCACUGAGACAGUUUGUAUACUGUAGGAAUUAUGUUUUUUUUGAAUGUUCAUAGAACUUGUUUGUAGAGUUGCUUGAGUCUGAUGUUCUGGCAGAGGAAACUUAAAUCCAAAUUCAUUUUUGUAAAUGGUUUUGGUAUGCAGAAUUCUACAAUGGCCCCCACACCUGUACGGUUAUCUCCCCUCGACUGUGGGAAGGACCUGUGGAUAUGAGGAGAUAUUAUUCCCAUGAUUAGUUUACUAAUCAGUUGACUUUGAGUUAACCACAGGGAGAAUGUUCCGGUGGGACUGACCUAAUCAGGUGAUUAGAACUUUAAAGGGACUGGUCCCUUCCUAAAUUCAGAGAAUUUAGAAGGGUGACAGGGACUGUUGAGGGGCCAGGUAUCAAGGGCCUGAGAGCGGCCUCUAAGAGCUAAGAGAAGUCCCCACUGACAGCAAAACGCUGGGACUCCUUUUCUACUGCAAGGAAAUGAAUUCUGCAGACAACCUGAAGGGACUGGGAAACGUCACUUUCCCUAGUUUAGCUUCCAGAUGAGAAUGCAGCCGACUGAUACCUUGAUUUCAACCUUGUGAGCCCUGAAGCGGAGGACUGAGCCGUGAAGUGCCCUGACUUCUGACCAGCAGGACUGUGAGCUAGUAAAUGGGUGCUAUUUCAAGUCACUAAAUUGGGGAUCCUUGCCACGGCUGGCACUGACUUUGACCUGCGAACUCUGCGGGCUGUGCGUGUGCUUAGGCCCCUGAAGCUGGUGUCUGGGAUUCCGAGUCUGCAGGUGGUGCUCAAGUCCAUCAUGAAGGCCAUGGUUCCGCUCCUGCAGAUCGGGCUGCUUCUCUUCUUCGCCAUCCUCAUGUUCGCCAUCAUCGGCCUCGAGUUCUACAUGGGCAAAUUCCACAAGGCCUGUUUCUCCAACAGCACAGAUGCAGACCCAGUGGGUGACUUCCCCUGUGGCAAGGAGGCCCCAGCCCGGCUGUGUGAGGGUGACACUGAGUGCCGGGAGUACUGGCCAGGACCCAACUUUGGCAUCACCAACUUUGACAACAUCCUCUUUGCCAUCUUGACGGUGUUCCAGUGCAUCACCAUGGAGGGCUGGACUGACAUCCUCUACAAUACGAAUGAUGCAGCUGGCAACACCUGGAACUGGCUCUACUUCAUCCCUCUCAUCAUCAUCGGCUCCUUCUUCAUGCUCAACCUGGUGCUGGGCGUGCUCUCAGGAGAGUUUGCCAAGGAACGUGAGAGGGUGGAGAACCGCCGGGCCUUCCUGAAGCUCCGCCGGCAGCAGCAGAUUGAGCGGGAACUCAAUGGGUACCUGGAGUGGAUCUUCAAGGCUGAGGAAGUCAUGCUGGCUGAGGAGGACAAGAACGCGGAGGAGAAGUCCCCUCUGGAUGCAGUGUUGAAGAGAGCAGCCACCAAGAAGAGCCGAAACGACCUGAUCCACGCGGAGGAGGGGGAGGACCGGUUUGCAGACCUCUGUGCUGUUGGAUCCCCCUUCGCUCGUGCCAGCCUCAAGAGCGGGAAGACAGAGAGCUCGUCGUACUUCCGUAGGAAGGAGAAGAUGUUCCGGUUCUUCAUCCGGCGCAUGGUGAAGGCGCAGAGCUUCUACUGGGUGGUGCUGUGCGUGGUGGCCCUGAACACAGUGUGUGUGGCCAUGGUGCACUACAACCAGCCGCAGCGGCUCACCACGGCGCUGUACUUUGCAGAGUUUGUUUUCCUGGGUCUCUUCCUCACAGAGAUGUCCCUGAAGAUGUAUGGCCUGGGGCCCAGAAGCUACUUUCGGUCUUCCUUCAACUGCUUCGAUUUUGGGGUCAUUGUGGGGAGCAUCUUUGAAGUGGUCUGGGCUGCCAUAAAGCCAGGAACCUCAUUUGGGAUCAGCGUGCUGCGGGCACUCCGGUUGCUGAGGAUCUUCAAAGUCACAAAGUACUGGAACUCCUUGCGGAACUUGGUGGUGUCUCUGCUCAACUCCAUGAAAUCUAUCAUCAGCCUCCUCUUCCUGCUCUUCCUGUUCAUCGUGGUCUUUGCUCUGCUGGGCAUGCAGCUGUUUGGGGGACAGUUCAACUUUGAAGAUGAGACUCCAACGACCAACUUUGACACCUUUCCCGCUGCCAUCCUCACUGUCUUCCAGAUCCUGACCGGAGAGGACUGGAAUGCAGUGAUGUAUCAUGGGAUUGAGUCGCAGGGCGGAGUUAGCAAAGGCAUGUUCUCGUCCUUCUACUUCAUCGUCCUGACGCUGUUUGGAAAUUACACCCUGCUGAAUGUCUUCCUGGCCAUCGCUGUGGACAACCUUGCCAAUGCCCAGGAGCUGACCAAGGAUGAAGAGGAGAUGGAAGAAGCAGCCAAUCAGAAGCUCGCUCUGCAAAAGGCCAAAGAAGUGGCUGAAGUCAGCCCCAUGUCUGCUGCGAACAUCUCCAUUGCUGCUUUUGUAAAGCAAACUCGAGGUACUGUAUCUCGCAGCUCAUCUGUCUCCAGCGUAAACUCACCGCAGCAGAACUCGGCCAAAGCACGCUCGGUGUGGGAGCAGCGGGCCAGCCAGCUGCGGCUGCAGAACCUGCGGGCCAGCCGCGAGGCGCUGUACAGCGAGAUGGACCCCGAGGAGCGGCUGCACUACGCCACCACGCGCCACCUGCGGCCCGACAUGAAGACGCACCUGGACCGGCCGCUCGUGGUGGAGCCGGGCCGGGAGGGCGCGCGGGGGCCCGCGGGGGGCAAGGCCCGGCCCGAGGGCGGAGAGGCCAGCGAGGGCGCGGACCCGCCGCGCAGGCACCACCGGCACCGCGACAAGGCCCCGGCCCCGGCGGGGGAGCAGGACAGGGCGGAGGCCCCAAAGGCCGACGGCGGGGAGCCCGGGGGGCGGCCGCACCGCAGCCGCAGCAAGGAGACCCGGAGCGAGCGCGGCCGCGGCCCGGGUUCCGAGGGCGGCCGGCGCCACCACCGGCGUGGCUCCCCGGAGGAGGCGGCCGAGCGGGAGCCCCGGCGGCACCGGGCCCACCGGCACGCGCCCGACCAGGGCAAGGAGGGCGAGCGCCGAGCGCGGCACCGCGGCCCCCGGGCCGGCCCCAGGGAGGCCGAGAGCGGCGAGGAGCCGGCGCGGCGGCACCGGGCCCGGCAUAAGGCGCUGCCCGCCCACGAGGAUGCGGAGAAGGAGGCCGCGGAGAGGGAGAGCGGGGUCGAGGACAGGGACAAGGACAAGGAGCUGCGGAACCACCAACCCAGGGAGCCGCACUGUGACCUGGAGGCCACUGGGAUAAUGGGUGUGGGUCCUGUGCAUGCGCUCCCAAGUACCUGUCUACAGAAAGUGGAGGAACAGCCAGAGGAUGCAGAUAAUCAGCGGAAUGUCACUCGGAUGGGCAGUCAACCCUCAGACCCGAGCACUACUGUGCCUAUCCCAGUGAUGCUGACUGGACCUCCUGGGGAGACCACAGUUGUUCCCAGUGGUAACGUGGACCUGGAAAGCCAAGCAGAGGGGAAGAAGGAGGUGGAAGCUGAUGAUGUGAUGAGGAGUGGCCCCCGACCCAUCGUCCCAUACAGCUCCAUGUUCUGUUUAAGCCCCACCAACCUGCUCCGCCGCUUCUGCCAUUACAUCGUGACCAUGCGGUACUUCGAGAUGGUCAUUCUUGUGGUCAUUGCCCUGAGCAGCAUCGCCCUGGCUGCCGAGGAUCCUGUGAGGACAGACUCGCCCCGGAACAAUGCUCUAAAGUACAUGGACUACAUUUUCACAGGCGUCUUCACCUUUGAGAUGGUGAUGAAGAUGAUCGACUUGGGUCUGCUGCUGCACCCUGGGGCCUACUUCCGAGACCUGUGGAAUAUUCUGGACUUCAUUGUGGUCAGUGGGGCCCUGGUGGCGUUUGCCUUCUCGAGCUUCAUGGGAGGAUCCAAAGGGAAAGACAUCAACACCAUCAAGUCCCUGAGAGUCCUGCGCGUCCUACGGCCCCUCAAGACCAUUAAACGGCUGCCUAAGCUCAAGGCUGUGUUUGACUGUGUGGUGAACUCUCUGAAGAACGUCCUCAACAUCCUGAUUGUCUACAUGCUCUUCAUGUUCAUAUUUGCUGUCAUCGCGGUGCAGCUCUUCAAAGGGAAGUUUUUCUACUGCACUGACGAGUCCAAGGAGCUGGAGAGGGACUGCAGGGGUCAGUAUUUGGAUUAUGAGAAGGAGGAAGUGGAAGCUCAACCACGGCAGUGGAAGAAAUAUGACUUUCACUAUGACAACGUGCUCUGGGCUCUGCUGACACUGUUCACGGUGUCCACGGGAGAAGGGUGGCCCAUGGUGCUGAAACACUCAGUGGAUGCCACCUAUGAGGAACAGGGCCCAAGCCCUGGGUACCGCAUGGAGUUGUCCAUCUUCUAUGUGGUCUACUUUGUGGUCUUCCCCUUCUUCUUUGUCAACAUCUUCGUGGCCUUGAUCAUCAUCACCUUCCAGGAGCAGGGGGACAAGGUGAUGUCUGAAUGCAGCCUGGAGAAGAAUGAGAGGGCUUGCAUUGACUUUGCCAUCAGCGCCAAGCCCCUGACGCGGUACAUGCCCCAGAACAAACAGUCCUUCCAGUACAAGACGUGGACGUUUGUGGUGUCGCCACCCUUCGAGUACUUCAUCAUGGCCAUGAUAGCCCUCAACACAGUGGUGUUGAUGAUGAAGUUCUAUGACGCACCCUACGAGUACGAGCUGAUGUUGAAAUGCCUGAACAUUGUGUUCACAUCCAUGUUCUCCAUGGAAUGCGUGCUGAAGAUCAUCGCCUUUGGGGUGCUGAACUACUUCAGAGAUGCCUGGAAUGUCUUUGACUUUGUCACUGUGCUGGGAAGUAUUACUGAUAUUUUAGUAACAGAGAUUGCGGAAACGAACAACUUCAUCAACCUGAGCUUCCUCCGCCUCUUCCGUGCCGCCCGGCUCAUCAAGCUGCUCCGCCAGGGCUACACCAUCCGCAUCCUGCUGUGGACCUUCGUCCAGUCCUUCAAGGCCCUGCCCUACGUGUGCCUGCUCAUCGCCAUGCUGUUCUUCAUCUAUGCCAUCAUUGGCAUGCAGGUGUUUGGAAAUAUUGCCCUGGAUGAUGACACCAGCAUCAACCGACACAACAACUUCCGGACAUUUUUACAAGCCUUGAUGCUGCUGUUCAGGAGUGCCACCGGGGAGGCCUGGCAUGAGAUCAUGCUGUCUUGCCUCAGCAACCAGGCCUGUGAUGAGCAUGCCAAUGCCAGUGAGUGUGGGAGCGACUUUGCCUAUUUUUACUUCGUCUCCUUCAUCUUCCUUUGCUCCUUUCUGAUGUUGAACCUCUUUGUGGCUGUGAUCAUGGACAAUUUUGAGUACCUUACGCGGGACUCUUCCAUCCUAGGGCCUCACCACCUGGACGAGUUCAUCCGGGUCUGGGCUGAGUACGACCCGGCUGCGUGUGGGCGCAUCAGUUACAGUGACAUGUUUGAGAUGCUGAAACACAUGUCCCCGCCCCUGGGGCUGGGGAAGAAGUGCCCUGCUCGGGUGGCAUACAAGCGCCUGGUUCGCAUGAACAUGCCCAUCUCCAAUGAGGACAUGACCGUCCACUUCACAUCCACACUGAUGGCCCUCAUCCGGACUGCACUGGAGAUCAAGCUGGCUCCAGCUGGCACGAAGCAGCAUCAGUGCGACGCAGAGUUGAGAAAGGAGAUUUCCUCUGUGUGGGCCAAUCUGCCCCAGAAGACCCUGGAUUUACUGGUGCCACCCCAUAAACCUGAUGAGAUGACAGUGGGGAAAGUCUACGCAGCUCUGAUGAUAUUUGACUUCUACAAACAGAACAAAACCACUAGAGACCAGAUUCACCAGGCUCCUGGAGGCCUGUCCCAGAUGGGCCCCGUGUCCCUGUUCCACCCUCUGAAGGCCACGCUGGAGCAGACGCAGCCAGCUGUUCUCCGAGGAGCCCGGGUUUUCCUUCGGCAGAAGAGCUCAGCCUCCCUCAGCAAUGGUGGGGCCGUACAAACCCAAGAGAGUGGCAUCAAGGAGUCUGUCUCCUGGGGCACUCAGAGGACCCAGGAGGGGCCCUAUGAGGCGAGGACACCCUUGGAGCGCGGCCACUCUGCAGAGAUCCCAGUGGUGCAGCCAGGAAAAUCAGUGAGGGCUGUGGAUGUCCAGAUGCAGAGCAUGGCCCUGAGAGGCCCUGAUGGGGAGCCCCAACCUGGGCUGGAGAGCCAGGGCCGAGCGGCCUCCAUGCCCCGCCUGGCGGCAGAGACUCAGCCGGCCCCAGAUGCCAGUCCCAUGAAGCGCUCCAUCUCCACGCUGGCACCACAGCGCUCCCACGUGGCCCAUCUCUGCACUGCUGCCCUGGACCGUGCGCCAGCCAGCCAGGCGCCUCACCACCACCACCGCUGCCACCGCCGCAGGGACCGGAAGCAGAAGUCCCUGGAAAAGGGGCCCAGCCUGUCUGCAGACACGGAUGGCGCCCCCAGCAGCACUGCGGGGCCAGGGCCGCCCCUGGCAGAGGGGCCCGCAGGCUGCCGGCGGGAGCGCAGACAGGAGCGUGGCCGGUCCCAGGAGCGGAGGCAGCCCUCCUCCUCCUCCUCUGAGAAGCAGCGCUUCUACUCCUGCGACCGCUUUGGGGGCCGUGAGCCCCCACAGCCCAAGCCUGCCCUUGGCAGCCACCCCACGUCACCGACGGCCGGGCAGGAGCCAGGACCCCCACGACAGGGUGGUGGCUCGGUGAAUGGGAGCCCCUUGCUGUCAACAUCUGGUGCUAGCACCCCUGGCCGUGGGGGCCGCAGGCAGCUCCCCCAGACCCCCCUGACCCCCCGUCCCAGCAUCACCUACAAGACGGCCAACUCCUCACCCGUCCAUUUCACCGGGGCUCAGACCAGCCUCCCCGCCUUCUCCCCUGGCCGACUUAGCCGCGGCCUUUCUGAACACAAUGCCCUGCUCCAGAGAGACCCCCUCAGCCAGCCCCUGGCUCCUGGCUCUCGGAUCGGCUCCGACCCUUACCUGGGGCAGCGUCUGGACAGCGAGGCCGCUGCCCGCACCCAGCCUGAGGACACGCUCACCUUCGAGGAGGCUGUGGCCACCAACUCGGGCCGCUCCUCCCGGACUUCCUACGUGUCCUCCCUGACCUCCCAGUCCCACCCCCUCCGCCGUGUGCCCAACGGCUACCACUGCACUCUGGGGCUCAGCUCAGGCAGCCGGGCACGGCACAGCUACCACCACCCCGACCAAGACCACUGGUGCUAGCUGUGCCCCACUGCCGCCACGCACCCGCUCAGCGGGCAUGUUCCCGUCGAUGAGUUUUAUCAUCCACGCUGGGCUCUUGGGGAUGCUCCGGGCUCCAGGGCGGGCGCGGCAGCUCCUCGGAGGAGGGGCCGCCCUCCCGGGCAAGCUGAGUGGAGGCCCUCCUGCUCCCCUCUCCUCUCUCACGCUGAAUGGAUGACUAGAGCCCUUCUGUAGAGGGCUGGGCUUCCUCCAUCUCCUCCUCUGCUGCCUUCCAGGGUCUCACCCCACAGACCCCACGCAGGAAGCAGCCGUGUGUGUUGAACAGGACCCAGCCAGUCUGAGUCCUGUGUGAUGGACUCCAGCAUCUGGGGUGCAUGCUUGGAACCUUUUUUAGGAGGGCCAAAUCUUGUUGGGAGCAUCCUUUAUCCAAAUGUGUGCUACAGAGGGCCGGGCAUGUCUAUAAGCGUCGCGAGACUGCGGGCCAAAGUCGGCAAUGACAGAGCUGCAGCCCCGCAUCUGGUAGCCUGGCCGCUGUUCCGUGCAGGCCUCUCCCGCGCCACAUGCGCCGGCGUGCUCUUCGUACCUUCGGCAGCAAAUGGAUGCUAGAAACACACUCAGAUGCGCUCUGUCCUCUCCAGACACUGUCAGCUCCGACAGGGACCAAAUCUGGAAAAUGUUCCUGCUGUGGGUUUUGGUUUUUAAUUGCAACACCCUUCACUCUUUUGUCGAUUCUGUAUACUUGAUCUAGAGAAAAUAGAAAACAGAAGGACUGGGAAGGAAAUGUUGACAUUACUUUAAAAAAUCAAACCUGUGGGGAAAUCAGUUUUCCUGCUGUGUGUUUGUGACACUCAUGAGGAGACGCUCUUGUGUGCGGUCCGGGUGGUCCCCAGACGACCCCUGGUUCCCGCUGCUGUCGACCAAGUGCCUGACCUUGAGCCCUCUCACGCCAGGCUCCGGGAGUGGUGAUGUGAGGCCUGUAUGAACUGUGGGUGGGUUUUGUGGAAACUGUUCCAAACAGCAACCAAGUAGAGAGCUGGUGUCAACGGAGAACACUCAGACGACAUCCCGGGGCAUGGAUGUAACUAGAAAUGGGGCGACCAUUCCCUGUGUCCCUCCCACGCAUGGAAACCACAGCACAGAGUGGAGUAUGUGCUCGUGUGGGGCGUUUUCAGGCUGUUCUGCAUCUCAUACUCAGGGACAGGAGGGUGCCAAGCAGGGCAUGAUCUCUCGUUGUGAAAGCUUCUUUUCACAUGAUACCCAGAGGGGCAUGGGCUAGGGGGUGGAUAUGGGGCCGUCAGGCCGUGAGGAGGCUGGUGUCUGAGUAGAUGUGACGCCCUGACUGAGAUGAGGCCUAAACUCGGAGGAAGCGAUUGAUGGAGAAACUCAGCUACUGUGGCUGAGGUGGGGGCAUCUGAAGCCCACCAAAUGGGCUUUUCCACCAUUUCUGGAAAAGCAGGCAGCAAAAGCAAAAUUUAGCCUUGUGGCCACUCCCAAAAGGGAGAGACUGUAGUUGACAUGUUGUGCAUAACACGCUAGGAGACCCUUUGUUUGGGGAAGAAAAGGAGCAUUUAGACGAGUUGAUUCUGGUGUGUCCUCCACGUUCUGAAAUGUCAAAUGACCUCUCUGCUGGAUCAUUUGAGUGUCCCCAUUGGCUUUUACCCCAGGAUUCUCCUUCAAGAAACGUGGUGUGUGGUGUAUGUGCGUGUCCGUGUGUGGAGGUGCGUCCCAGGGAGCAGAUGCCGUUAACUCAUAGGGUUAUGCAACAAGACACACAAGACCACCCCCUGUUCUAGGGUUUCAGCAUGAUUGUGACCAAACCAUUUUAUAGAAUUUCCGUACUCGAAGGCACAACACUCUGAAACUUUAAGAUAACAGAGUAUUUUACUCCAGUAGGAUAUGACUGAACUGGAGUCUCUGACUGUGCAUGUGAAUGCUGUGCUCCUGUUGCAAAGCAGAAGGUCGUGUAUUUCGAAGCUGCUGUUUUGUCUUUGCUCCCCCAGCCGCGUUAAUUUGAAUGUAUCCAUUCCGUGCAGAACCACAGCUGCUUCCCCAAGCCAUGUCUGGUGGAGAAUCCGCUUUUCCAGAUCCACACAGCCUCGCUGGCGUGUCUGGAUUCCCCUAGACUCUGGAAUUGGUGAAAUUUACAGGGAGUGGGGAGGAGAUGUCGUGUCUUGUUUCCUGAUGUUGGGUUUUGUUCCUGCACCGUCUCUUCUCAGCUAUCAUAUGUUUCCCCUGAAAUCUCAUAGUGAGUUGCCAAAUUUUAAGUGCAUCAACCAGUUGUCUGCAUCUGGAACCAGUCAAGCAGUGGCUGUAGUUUGAAUAAGUUACGUGUGCAUGUAAAAUAUAUACAUAUAUACAUAUAUACAAGUAUGUGCAUGAAAAUGUAUAUCUUCGUACUUUUUGAUACAAUGUAUUCAUUUGUUAAUUUUUAAUUAUAUUUGAUAUAAAUCAAAGGUUUGUUGCAAAACUUUAUAUUUAAGAACAGUGUUAAAAAAAAAAAAAAAAAGAGAAGUCCCAACCAUGCAACACAACUGGGACUCACUUUAAAAAAAAAUCUGUGAUUGACUAGUUUGCUGCCUGAGUAAUAUUUAUCAGCCAAACUUUGGAUUCUGCUAUUGUUUCUACAAUGACAUUUUGUAUGAAGCAAAGUCCUUGGAUUAAAAUAAAACUUAGCAAAAAAUCAAAA
Messenger RNA from Equus caballus (horse), 10101 nucleotides. Lineage: Eukaryota; Metazoa; Chordata; Mammalia; Perissodactyla; Equidae. The record is from RefSeq and is a predicted model, not a curated record.